AUGGAAUUUUAUGAAAUAGUCAAAUCGAUCGGCUCUGGUUCAUUUGGUUAGGUGUAUUUGGCUAGAAAUAAAAGAGAAGAUCGACUUUAUGUUAUUAAGCGAAUCAAAAUCAGAGACAUGAGUUAGAAGGAUCGUGAGAAUACUGAAAAUGAAGUCAGAUUACUAUAGAAAUUGAGACAUCCAAACAUUGUAGCUUACAAGGAUUCAUAUUUAGAUAGAGAACAAUAUUUAAACAUAGUAAUGAUACAUUGCGAAGGUGGAGACAUCUAUUAAAAGAUUCGAAACAAGAAAAGUUUCCCUGAAUCUCAAAUUUUGGAUUGGUUUGCACAAAUGACAUUGGCCUUAUGUUACUUACAUGAACAAAAGAUAUUACAUAGAGAUUUGAAGACAUAAAAUAUAUUUCUGAAAAAUGGCAGAGUUAGAUUAGGAGAUUUCGGAAUUGCUAAAGUGCUUGACUCAACUCGUGAUUUAGCUAACACUUGCAUAGGAACUCCCUACUAUAUGAGUCCAGAGUUAUUUAAAUAUAAACCAUAUUCAUAUAAAAGUGAUGUAUGGGCACUUGGAUGUUGUCUCUAUGAAAUGUGUAAUCUGAGACACGCCUUUGAUGCAUAAUCAAUGAAUGGAUUGGCAUUGAAAAUAUUAAAAGGUUCAUAUUCAUCCAUCAGUCCAACCUAUUCGAAGGCAUUGAGAGAUCUUAUAAACAAAAUGCUUAAUACAAAUCCAAAGGCUAGACCGACCAUCUAGGAAAUAGUUCAUAAGCCAAUCAUCAAAUUAAGGAUUAUUUAUUACAUGCUUGAAGUUUUUAGUGAACCACAAUCAGCUGAUUUAGAUGAUAUGUAUGUGGAUACAUUAUACGAAUAGGCUGAAUAAAUUGGAGUCCUACCACUUAUUUAACACUAUCAAAAAUAAAUGGCUUAAGGUGCCACUAUUGCUGAUAUUAAAAAUGAGUUAGAGAAAGGAGGUAGAGCAGAAUAAAGAAUGCUUAUUUAAAUUUAAGAAUAAGAAGCAUUGAAAUUGAAGUAGUUGAAAAAAGAAUAAAUUGAGAAAAAGAAAUUGGAAGAUGAAAUUAAAAGGUUAGAAUAAAAGAAGUAAUAAAAACUUCCUACUCAAAAUACUAAAUAUACUGAAACUAAUCCAAAUACUAAAGCAACAACAGAAAACAUCACCAAUAAAUCAGAAAAUACUUAAAAAACAGAUGCCCAAUAAAGACCUGACUAUCUUAGAGUGAAUUAAAGGAAGGUAUCUUUGGAAAGGGAUAGAAGACCCAAUGAGAUAAGACAAAAAUAAAAAGAAAGAAGUUUAUCCCUUGAAAAAGAUAGACUGAGGGAUGAUAGUACUAUUAGUGCUAAAGAAAGGGUUAUUCAGAAGAAGCAAAAAAGGGAUGAAGAAAAAACUAUUUAAGAAGAGAAGGAAAGAUAAUAAAUUUAUAAGGAAAGCUAUUAAAAUAGAAAAUUAGCUUAAGAAAGGAAAUAGGCAUAGUAUCGUCAAUCUAAGGAUAGCUCUUUAAAGGUUCAGGAAGAAUUCUAUGAUUCUGAAGACAGUGAGGGAGUCAUGGCUAUUUAGGAAAUCGAAAAUGAAGAAGAGUAUGAAGAGGAAGUGGAUGUUGAUUAAAGGCUCGAUUUAAUGAAGACCAAACUUAAAGAUAAGACUUUGAAAAUACAAGAGAUUAGUUAGUCGCUUUAACAAAAUAGACAGGUGUAAAACAUGCAAAUCAAAGCUUUAGAAACUGGACAAGUCAUUCCAUUAGUUGAAGAGGAAUUAGAGAAUGAAGACCUGGAUGAUGAAGAUUAAGGAGAUGAUGUUGGACUUGAUCAGGAUGAAAUAAAACCAAUUAAUUCUAUUGUUGCUCGAAUUUAAGAUAGAAUUAAACUAUUAAGACAUAGAUGUGAAGGUGGAUUAGGUAACAAUCUUGUUGAAAAAGCAUUGCAAUUAAUGAAGACUAAAUAGCUUUCUACUCAAGAAUUAAGAAAACAACUCGUAUAGUUAUUGGGAGAGGAAAACAUAGGCUAUUGGCAACUCUUUGACUAAAUUUUAUAUAUGGAGGAACUCCUCACAAAAUAUUGA
This is a messenger RNA of Paramecium tetraurelia, 2064 nucleotides long. RefSeq lists its product as uncharacterized. Gene Ontology annotation, molecular function: ATP binding; protein kinase activity. NCBI's taxonomy places the organism in Eukaryota, Ciliophora, Oligohymenophorea, Peniculida, Parameciidae. Gene Ontology annotation, biological process: protein phosphorylation. The transcript has 4 exons. The record is from RefSeq and is a predicted model, not a curated record.